UAACCCAUUUUAGUGGUGAUGGAGAAGGAGAACAACUGUAGAAAAUGAAAAGCCCUAGAAAAAUUGCUUGCAGAGCAAUUGACAAAAAUCUCCAAAUUACACAUUAAAAUUCACACACUCUCAGAUCCUUCAACCCUACAGUGGUAAAAUCUUUCAAUUUCCACCAUUAAUGAAGUUAUUCGCAUUCAUCAAGUCGCUUUCGUUCAAGUCUUCUUUGAUAAAUUAAGCCAACCAACACAUUUAUACGAGGUUAGAUGCACGUCAUUCAUUUAUUAUAUCGUUAUUGAGCAUUUCAAAGCAUCCAUUUCUAUAAAAUAAAUUCAAAAUUGUCAAUAUUGUUGUUCAACAAGAAACCGAAAAAUCUGUCAAUCUGCAUAUUGAUUCAUUGUUGUUUUGAAUAAAGUUUGACUUUUGUUGAUUCCUGGAGUCAUCUUGUAUUAGUGUGGAUUGAUUGAAGGGUUUAAUUCUUUGAUUUGGUGCCAAAAGGCCCAAUAGUGGCAGAAUUAGGGUUUCAGUUUGGGGAUUAUUUGAUUUGAUAGGAUGUUUCUGUUUUGAUUUUGGUUUUGGUUUGGUUGAACAUUGUGUUGUGGUUGUGAAGAUUGGUUAGAUUGGUUUGGUUUUGUGGAAGGGUUGAGAAAAAUGGAUAAAUGGAUGGUUGCGAUUGCGGCUGGUGCGGGUCAUAUAGCCCAGCAUUUUAAAAAGUUUCAGCAGACGGAUGAGCGAGUUACAUCGGAGUCAUCCGAGUCACCCGUUCGUGGUUCGUGUAGUGAGAAACCGCACUCGCCGAAGCAGCCGUCUGGCAAGAAAUGGCCCUUCCACAUAAGGAGAAGAAGUUUGAAUAACGAUGAGUCCGAAGUAAAGAAUGAGGUUUACGGGUUUGAUGGCGAAAAGGAUGUAGUUUCGGGGAAUUACGAGGGUAGUGAUGGAAUUUUGGAUAAUGUUGAAGCGUUGACUCCUAGAAGUAGAAUGUCUUUUAGAAGUAGAAGAAUGGUUAGACAAGCGGUUAGACCGCUAAGCUCGUUAGAAAAUUGUGUUAUGGCUCAUGUUGAAAUGGAGUAUACGUCAAGUUCGUUGACUUCGCCUUCUAUGCAGACCGUGAGGCCGUUUUUGGUGACUGAUGGCAAUAAUGUAAUUAACAGGGCAAGUGUGGAUUAUAUUGCGCCACACCAUACCGUUGAAAAGAAACUCCAAUCAUAUUCAGAAAAAAGAAACAGUCCCGUAGAUGCAACACUCCUUGUUUGUCUCGGUAUUUCUUUCGGCAUGUUGUAUUCUUUCAUGGAAAAUAAACGUGAGGUUGAAAAACUGAAUCGGUUAUUGAAGCAAAAAGAUAAUCUGAUUCAAGAUCUUGAAGAGGAGAUUGAGAUGAAAGAUUCAUUAGUCAUGCAAGAGAUUACACUUGAUGAUAAUAAAUCACAAAGAUCGGAUGAAUCUGUCGAUGAUGGGUCACCUCAUUCUCUUUCUCAUGAGCGUAAUAACGAAGAUUCUGUUUUUAUGAAGGCGGAAGACGAUUCUUUUAGUAGAAUUGAAACAGAGCUUGAAGCCGAACUUGAGAUGCUUGAACUUAGUAUGAGUUCAUCCACCUUAGAAAGAAAGAUUUCCAAUCUUGUUGAGCUUGAUCCGGACUUUGAGCCAGGUGUAGCUCAGGGUGAGUUAAGGGCAGACAUGCUAGAUAACAACAUCACAACUCAUUCACCAAACUAUGCAGUUUCUCCCCGAGAAUUGAGCUUACGGUUGCAUGAGGUCCUUCAAUCCCAACUUGAAGAACGAAUCAGGGAAUUGGAAGCAGAAAUCGAAACACGAAAUCAAAAAUCUUGGAAAGAUUUCUCAAGCAGUGAUGCGGGAGAUGAAAACCGUGUGGAUGAGCCUGUUGUUUUAAAUCUAUCUGGUGAUGCUUUAGAUGCUUAUAACGAGGCUUGUGAUGAGUUUGCAAAGUUUGAUGAUGAUGUAACGCCGCAAAAUGGUGCCGGUACUGGCGGAGAUGUGGUGGAUUUUGAUGAAGAUGAGAUGGAGAAAUUAUUGAUAAAACAUAUAGUGGAGAAAGCAAGACAAGGGUCUCCUGCAGUUUUGAAUGCACAAAGGGCUUUGUUUUCGAAAUAAAAUUUUGGAAACUAAAAAUAAGUCAUAAUUUUGUUUGUAAACAAUAUAUAUAGGUGUUGAUGAUAGUAUUGUUUUUUUACAUGAACCACAACUAAUUAGCAUGUUCUUUUAAUCUCAAGCUAGAAUUUGUAGCA
Messenger RNA from Helianthus annuus (common sunflower), 2231 nucleotides. RefSeq lists its product as uncharacterized. Lineage: Eukaryota; Viridiplantae; Streptophyta; Magnoliopsida; Asterales; Asteraceae. Bases 640 to 2097 code for a protein of 485 amino acids. The transcript is spliced from 2 exons. The record is from RefSeq and is a predicted model, not a curated record. Gene Ontology annotation, biological process: asymmetric cell division.